Gadus chalcogrammus (walleye pollock) is the source of this 2342-nucleotide messenger RNA. It is a transcript of the gene epn1b, whose product is annotated as epsin 1b. The record is from RefSeq and is a predicted model, not a curated record. The coding region runs from base 207 to 2342 and encodes 711 amino acids. Gene Ontology annotation, molecular function: clathrin binding; phospholipid binding. NCBI's taxonomy places the organism in Eukaryota, Metazoa, Chordata, Actinopteri, Gadiformes, Gadidae. The transcript is spliced from 11 exons. Gene Ontology annotation, cellular component: endosome; plasma membrane; clathrin vesicle coat. Gene Ontology annotation, biological process: endocytosis.
CCGGAAGCGGAAACCAGCUGCGAUUCCUCGGAGCUUCCCGAAGCUAGCAGGGAUCCGCGUCGCAUUGAGACCGAGAGGAGACGAACCGCUGGAGCAGCAGAAUGAACAGUCGCUGAAUCAUCUGGUGGCAGAGGAACGACACGCGUCAGGAUCUAUCCCCGGCACGGCCCCACUGCAACAGAGCAGGUCUUAUCCUGGUCUUCAUCAUGACGUCCUCCAUGCUCCGCAGACAGCUCAAGAACCUGGUCCAGAACUACUCUGAGGCCGAGGUCAAGGUGAGGGAGGCCACCUCUAACGACCCCUGGGGUCCGUCCAGCUCCCAGAUGGCCGACCUCUCCGACCUCACCUACAACGUGGUGGCCUGCAACGAGAUCAUGACCAUGCUGUGGAAGCGCCUGAAGGACGACAAGAACUGGAGACACAUCCACAAGUCUCUCACCCUGUUGGAGUAUCUGCUGAAGACGGGCGACGAGCGCGUGAUGCUGAAGAUGAAGGACAACAUCUACAUCGUCAAGGCACUUACAGAGUUCCGCUUCAUGGACAAAGACGGCAAGGACCAGGGCACCACCGUGCGGGAGAAGGCCAAGGUGGUGCUGGUGCUGAUGGAGGACGACGAGAAGCUGAAGACGGAGCGAGACUUUGCAGUGAAGACCAGAGAGAAGACCUCUAAGAGCGCUGCAGCCUCCUCCUCAGACACGCCCAAGGACGCCAGCUACCGGCCGUGCUACGUGGCCGGGGCGUCCGGCCUGCCCUCCCUGGACAACAUCCCCUCGGUGGCCGACCUCACCGCCUCCUUCGCCGCCCGCAAGGAGGAGCGGCUGAGGCAGGAGGAGGAGAAGAAGGAGGAGGAGCGGAGGUCCAAGCUGACGGAGGAGGAGCUGCAGUGGGAGGACGCGGGCAGACCAGAGGCCUCUAGACCCCCGCCCCGGGCCAGGGACCCCCCGGGCGCCCAGCUGGAGCCCGCCCCCCCUGAGGAGCCCCAAGAGGCGGCCGACCCGUGGGGCGCGCCCCCCAAGCCGCCCAGCGACCCCUGGGGGGCUCCGGCCAAGACGGAGGAGGACCCCUUGGCCGCCCCCCCGGCCGCGGAGGACCCGUUCUCCUCGCCGCCCUGCGACAGCGAGGACCCCUUUGUGGCGUCAAAGGACCCCGACGACCCCUUCGCCGCCCCCAAGGACAGACCGGACCCCUUCAGCGCCCCCCAAGAGAAGCCCUUCGGCGCGCCUAAGGCCGGCCCGGACCCCUUCUGUGCGGGCAAGGAGGAUCCUUUUGCUGAGCCUCAGGGCACAGCGGACCCCUUCGGGACGUCCAAGGACGACCCCUUCAGCGCGGCCCAAGACUUCGACUUCAGCGCCUCCACGGACGACCCCUUCAACCCCCCGAAGAACCAUGCUGUCAGCACCCCCAAAGCUGACCCGUCCCCAGCAAACAAUGACCCCAUCGACCCCUUUGCUACGCCAGCGCCAUCCCCCCCUAAAGGGGACCCCUUCAGCGCCCUGUCCAGCCCCCCUAAAGGGGACCCCUUCAGCGCCCUGUCCAGCCCCCCUAAAGGGGACCCCUUUGACACCCUGUCCAGCCCCCCUAAAGGGGACCCCUUCAGCGCCCUGUCCAGCCCCCCUAAAGGGGACCCCUUCAGCGCCCUGUCCAGCCCCCCUAAAGGGGACCCCUUCAGCGCCCUGUCCAGCCCCCCUAAAGGGGACCCCUUUGACACCCUGUCCAGCCCCCCUAAAGGGGACCCCUUCAGCGCCCUGUCCAGCCCCCCUAAAGGGGACCCCUUCAGCGCCCUGUCCAGCCCCCCUAAAGGGGACCCCUUCAGCGCCCUGUCCAGCCCCCCUAAAGGGGACCCCUUCAGCACCCUUUCCAGCCCCCCUAAAGGGGACCCCUUUGACACCCUGUCCAGCCCCCUCAGAGAGGAGCCCUUCGUGGCCCCCACCACCCCCCCCAAGGCCGUCCCCUCAGACCCCUUCGGCGCCCUGGCCGGGAGCCCCUCUGUGGACGCCUGGGAGCCCGCCGCCAGCUCCCCGUCCGCGCCGUCGGACCCCUGGGCGGCCCCAGACGCCGCAACAGCCAAUCCGGACGAUGCUUGGGGCUCGCCUGCCCCGCCCCCAUGCUCCGCCCCCUCCGAUGACCCGUUCGGAGACGGGCCGCCCAAAGCCAGCGACCCCUGGGGUGCCCCCUGCAAUACACCUAGCAACGGCACAGGUGGGCCCCGGCCGCCCCCCCCCCCACCGGGCCCCCCCAGCCGGGCCGCGGCGGCCUCCUUCCUGGGCUCGGCCGGAGCCAAGCUGGUGGACCUGGACUCCCUCCUCUCCCCGGUUUGGACUUGUGGACUCGUUGGUCUGUGA